AUGGCAACUUUGAACGAAAAGAAGACCUGUAGCCAAAGAAUGGAAAAUUUCCAACGUUUCUUAUGGAAUCCAGAAACAGGACAGUUAAUGGGAAGAACGUUGAUUAACUGGGUAUGGAUCAGUCUUUACUAUGUUGCAUUCUACGUGGUGAUGACUGGGCUAUUCGCACUUGGUAUAUAUUCUUUAAUGAAGACACUCGAUCCAUAUACACCGGACUACCAAGAUCGAUUAAAAUCACCAGGGGUGACAUUACGACCUGAUGUAUAUGGAGAAAAAGGACUGGAAAUUUAUUACAGUAUUUCUGAAAAGGAGUCCUGGAGUCCUUAUGUUACAAUUCUUCAAAACUUUCUUUCAGCAUAUAAUGAAACCCAGCAACAAGAAAAUAAGGACUGUUCUGAAAUAGAAGGGUACUUCAAACAAAAGACAUUUGACGCACCACAUCACACAAAACAUUCUUGCAAAUUUACACAAGAUAUGCUUGGAAACUGCUCUGCUGCGGUGGAUCCCACUUUUGGUUUUCCGGAAAGAAGCCCAUGUUUAAUAAUAAAAAUGAACAGAAUUAUCCAUUUUCUCCCUGGCAAUGUCAGUGCACCACCAAGAGUGAACUGCACAACACAGAAUGGUACCAGCCCACUGGAUAUAAAUUAUUAUCCUCCAAAUGGAACUUUUAACCUUCACUAUUUCCCCUACUAUGGAUGUAAAGCACAGCCUACCUACAGAAAUCCACUGGUAGCAGUGAAACUUGUCAACUUUCCCCUUAACGAAGAAGUAAUCAUAGUAUGCAGAGUUGUUGGUGCUGGAAUUACAUCAGAUAAUCCUCAUGACCAAUAUGAAGGAAAAGUGGAAUUCAAAAUUCAUAUAAAAAACAGCACUGGUUAA
Elgaria multicarinata webbii is the source of this 879-nucleotide messenger RNA. RefSeq names its product ATPase H+/K+ transporting subunit beta (gene ATP4B). Lineage: Eukaryota; Metazoa; Chordata; Lepidosauria; Squamata; Anguidae. The transcript is spliced from 7 exons. Gene Ontology annotation, molecular function: ATPase activator activity. The record is from RefSeq and is a predicted model, not a curated record. Gene Ontology annotation, biological process: sodium ion export across plasma membrane; potassium ion import across plasma membrane; intracellular potassium ion homeostasis. The coding region runs from base 1 to 879 and encodes 292 amino acids. Gene Ontology annotation, cellular component: sodium:potassium-exchanging ATPase complex.